Molecule: messenger RNA, 5425 nt
Organism: Condylostylus longicornis
Lineage: Eukaryota; Metazoa; Arthropoda; Insecta; Diptera; Dolichopodidae
Gene: Slob
Product: rho GTPase-activating protein gacF
Exons: 12
Coding region: 136-3933 (1265 amino acids)
Biological process (GO): protein phosphorylation
Molecular function (GO): protein kinase activity; ATP binding
Source: RefSeq, a predicted model, not a curated record
UGACAUUUUCUGUUGCAGAGCAAUGCAACUUGAUUUUAAUCAUAGUGGAAGAAAUUGGUGGAUAUCUGCUGUUUGGUGUGCCUUUGGUGCAAUUGUAUUGGGAGCAAUAGCAGUAAUCUCAUAUUGGAUACGAAAAUGCAGGACCACAACGGACAACCAAACAAUAAUAAUAGUAAUAUAUCAAAUGACGACCAAAAUCAACAAGAAAUUCAAGAAAAUAUACAUGAAAAACAAUAUUUACAACAACAACAACAACAAUAUAAUAAUCAAAAAUCAAAAGAGAAACAACAACAUUUUCAACAAAGACAACAUCAUAAAUUAUCAGAACAAAAUUUAUCACAUAGUAUUGAAAACGAUCAACAAAAUAUAUCUUCAAUUCAAUAUCAACAACAAUUACAACAACAACAACAACAGCAACAAUCAUCAUCAACAUCGUCUUCAAAUCAAAAUAAAUCAGUUUCAGUUUUAUUUUAUAAAACAUUUAAUACAGUAUUUAAAAGUAGUCGAAAAUUAAUUGUUAGAGUUUGUGAAGUCGCGAGUUCGAAAAAACCAUUAAAAAUGUUUAAUCUACAAGGUAAUAUGAGACGUGGCGGUAGUGAAUCAACAACCGGUCAUGAUAGAUUUGGUCGUGGUGCUUUCGGUAAUACCAAAUCAAAUCGGAAAAGACAAAAAAAUCCAAAUCAUGUACGACGUACAAGUUCGGCAAAUGAAUUUGAUUCAAAAACAUUGACUGCAGCUCACAAAAGAGUUCUUUUUAGCCGUAAUCGAUCUGCUAGUUCUGAACAAGACAAUUCCGAUCAAUCAGAACAUUCGGAAAAAUCACCAUUAGUUAGUGCAAGAAUUGAUACUUUGGCGAGAUUAUUCUUUAGUAAAACUAUACCAUCAGAUCCUUCAUCAAAUACUUCUAGGGACUCAAUAGAUCCAAUUAUAGCAAGGCCAAAUUUAAAAUAUCAAUAUACAGCAUUAGAUAGCGGUGGUAGUGUACCAGAACGUGGUCCAAAAGAGCGUGCUUCAAGAGAACGUGCAUUAAGUGUUGCUCAAGAAUGGACAUUAAAUUCGAAUGGACGUUAUAAUGUUAUCGCACAUCUUGAUGAAAUCGGUUCUAGAACAAAUAAGAAUUGGUUUCUAAUAAGUGAUUCUACGGUUCGAACUGAACGCCUAAUGACCUUACUUCCUUUACCUCCUGAAUGUAUUGCCUUAGAUGAACUGCCGCAAAAUCAAAAUCAAAGUUGGUUAGAAUUAUUGGGAUCUUUACAUCAUCCAUAUAUUUAUCCAGUAUUAGAUUUAGAAUUUUUGCAUUAUGAAACAAAAUCAUAUGUUUCACUUGUCAUGCCAUUUAAUCCACGUGGUAGCCUAAAAGAUUUAAUUUAUAAGACACAAUGGAAUGACCAGUAUAGUCGAAAAUACGCAAAAAAACCAUCUGGUUUGCCAGCUUCGCAAGUUCAGAGACUAGGGCGGCAAAUUUUAGAAGCUUUAUUAUUUCUUAAGGAUAGAGGUUUUCAAUUACAUGGUCAUAUACAUAGUGGAAAUGUUAUUAUUCAAAAUGGUGUUGCAAGAUUAACUGGAUUAGAGAACGGUCUUUUAGGAUUAACUUCUCGAAUUAAUGCCGUAAUGUGGUCACGUUCAACUGUCGAAAUAGAAAAUAUUGAUGUAAUUUGUUUUGGUCAUUUACUUUAUGAAAUGUGUAUGGGAUAUGAAUUAGCAACAUCUAAACCAAUUAUUAAAGAAAUUGAAGAGGACUUUAGAAGGCAUCCACAGGCUUUUGAAAUUAUAGCAUUAAUCUUCGAUCCCUUAGAUGGUGUUAAGCCAGCAGUUGAAGAUCUAGUUCUAUGCGAUUGGUUCCGUAGCAUUGAUUUAAGAGAAUUACGUGGACCAUGCGUUAGUACAAUCAAACCGAGUUUAAGUCGAUCAACAUUAAGUCUAUUUCAUGCUGUUAAAAAACGACAAGUUGCAUCAAUGAACUCAUUUAGUGAUUCAAGAAAUUGUUCACCAUGUACGACACCUCCAUCUACACCUAAACUCUCAGAACGACCAAAAUCGGUUAACGACUCUUUCGAAAUAUCAAGUGAUUCUGAAAGUGCACUAGAUGAAGUUAUCGUAACAUCAAGUAGCUACGAUUCUCAUCAUUAUGAUCCGCUUCAAUCGCCAAUACACUUUUGUGAUAAUAGCUUACAAUCAGAUGAUAGUAGUAUAAUAACGGGUGCUUCUGGUUGCACAAGCGGCAAUGUCUCAUCAGCAACUGCAUCAGCAACCCCUACUCCAUCAAUGAAUGCAUUUAAAAUAAACAACGAUGAAAAUGAAUAUUCACCCGCCAUUGAAUUAAGUAUUUCACCAUCAGCUAUUAAUUCUAAUAACACAACAGUAUCAGUAUCAAGUAAUCAAUUGACAGCCGAUAUUUGUAAUUAUAAAAAUUCAAAAAGUCGUCGUCUCGAGUAUGGUCGCUUAAAAUAUGGUAGGAGUAAUCCAUCACAAGAUUCGGCAUUUGGUUCAUUAACAGAUGGUGAACUGUCGGUAGCAUCAAGUUUUCGUUUAAGUUCAUUUCAAUCAAUUUCAUCACCUAUAGACGAAGGUGUUGAAGAUAUAAUUAUAGCAACAACAACGCAAACGGAAACUAAUGGAAAAGAAAUAAGUUUAGAAUUAUUUAGGCAAAAUCAAAAUGGUGAUUCAGCUACAUCAACUCCAUCAGUUAGCCGAGAUUAUUCGUCGUCCAAUUUGGGUGUUCAUUCAGGUGAUGAUAUGAAUCGUUCACAACAUUCAUUAUCGUUAUCACCAAAACGAAAACCGUUACAAAUUAGCUCUUCAAUUUCGAAUUUACAAUUUGAUCCACCGAAAAUUUUAGUUAAUGACCAAAAUUCAAUUUAUACGACGUCACCUUCGAAAAAGUCCGGUACAUUAGAAGUUUUCUCACAAAAAUAUCGUGUUAGUUCAUUUGAGGAUAUGUCACCAAAUCGAAAGAAUUUAAAACAAGUAAAUAAAAUGGCAUUUAGAUCACUAGAAGAAGAGCGUCGAAUCGACAGUGCAUUUAUGCCAAUAAAAGAUCGUACGAAUUCGGAAAAUCGUGUUAAUAGUGAAAAGUACAAAAAAUUAACGCAUUCAUCAUUUCGUGGUAGCGAUACAUGCCGUACAACUAUGUGGAAAGAUAGUUUAUUGUAUCGUAAAACAAAAAUUGCAAAGUCAAAUGAUUCAAUAUUAGACUCACCACAUGUAAGUCGUAAAUUUAUGAAAGACAAUCAAGAAGAGAAAAGAAUAUUAAAUCGUGGGCAAUCAGUUACUGAUGUGAUUACAACAACAACAUCAGCGGCAAUUAAUAUUAUUGCCGGAGGUGGUAAUAACAGUGGCGCAAGUAGUGGUGGUAUUUGUAGUAGUAACAGUAGUAUUAAUGAAUGCGGUGCAUCUAGCAGUAUAACUGCAGGUGGCUCUUAUCAAAGUCUUCAUCAAACGUUAAACUUUAAUAAUACUAGUAAUAUUAAUAAAAACUCUUUACCAAAAUUAAUUUGUGAUGAUUUAGUUACACUAAGUGAUAAUAUAAGCAUAGAUAAAAAACCAACCGUAUGCUCAUCUUCAUCAUUAAUAUCAGAAAGACAAUCGUUCUGUUUAUCAAAAUUAAAACAAACCGCAAUAACAGACUGCGUUUCUGAAGACGAAUAUUCUAAUAAUGACAAUAAAAACAGUUCAAGUCAGAGUUCAAUUAAUCAACAAUUAAAUAGUAGUAAUAUAUCAUCAGCAUCUGCAUCAUCAUCACCGUCUUCAUCAACAUCAAUUAAAAAUUCUGAUAAAUUACAUCAAUCAAGUCAAGAUAGCUCAGAAGAUGAUUCAUUACAUCAAGAUGUUUGUAAAAUAAUUGGAGGUAUGAGUGAAGAAAAAACACCACUUUUAGAUAGCGUUGAAAUGUCUCCAAUAAGUCCAAAUGAACCCGAUAAUGUUAUUAUGUGAUAGUUUAAUUCAAAAUUAUAAAUAUUUAAAAAAUAAAAGAGAAAUUUAAUAAAAAAUGUUAAACAGAAAUUAAAAAUAUACAAUUUUAAAAUAUUUUUAUUAUGAUUUCAAUUAAAUUCAAUUAUUUGUAAAUAAUUUUAGAAUGCACAAGCACCAUCAAUAUGUAUAAAGAAAAAUAUAUGAUUUAAACGUAAAAACAAGCAAAAUUAUUCAAUUUUGAAAAAGAUUUAGAAGUAGGAAAGAUCAAAAUUAUAGAAUCCAUAAAAAAAAUGUUAUUGUUACUUCGAAAAGUUAUAAAUUUUCUUAACAACUUUUAAAUGUAUACAUAUACUUACAUACAAUAGAAAUCCAAAACAAAUUUUAAAAAUUACUCUAUAAAUUCUGUUUUAAUGUGUUCCAAUUUAAAUAUGCAAAAUCUAUAACUUACCAAUAUAUAUGUAUAUGUAUAAUAUCAAUAUAAAUAUAUAUACUAUAAAUAAUUAUAGUUUUAAAUAAUAUUUUUAAAUGAGUAAAAAUUAUAAAAACUUUAUUAGUAGCAAUUAAUUUUGUUGAAUUUUAUAAUAAACCAUGACUCUUGUUUUAAAUACUAAAAAUGUAAAAUUUUCAUAAUUGAUUAUUUAUCAACAAUCCCUUCCACAUGAUAAAUUCCACAUGAUGAAUAGUAGAGAUCCGUUCUUUUCCCUUUUGAAAAUUUUAUUUAAGAAAUAUUUUUUGUUACAUUGUAGUUAAAAUUUAAAUAAAUAAAAAAUUUAAUUUUUUUUUUGAAAUUUUCCUAUUUUCAAUUAUAAUUUCUCAAUUCUUUCAGUAAUUACAAAAACCAAACGACAUCGUAUUCGUUUUAAAUAGAAAAAAUUUUAUAUUUUAUUUUAUCAAAUUUGACUAUCACCAUGAAUGUCAAAGUCAAAAGUUUUAUAUUUAUAGCAGGAUAACAGAUAGUUCGUGCCACAAAAAAUAUUCCAAUUAAGUGUUAUAUUCAUAAAAAUGCAUUAAUUACAUAAAAUUUCGAUUUUAAUUUCACAAAAAAAAGAACUAUAACUUUCAUUUAAUGAUAAGGAAAAAUAUUAAAAUAAAAAAAUAUUACCACCUUAUUUUAUAUUUUUUCCAAAUGUAGUGCUGAAGCCAAACCAAUUUAUCGUCUCUAAGAAUUUUUAAUUUUUCUUCAUAAAAAUUUAUAAAAUAAACUUAAAUAUUUUAAAGCUCAAUUAAUUUGCUCAUAUAAUUGGGAUCCGCAAUAUAGUCCGGAUAUAUUAACACAACUGGAUUCAUACAUAUGUAUAUGUAAUAAUUUACUUUCUCAAUUAAUUGCAAAAACAUUACAAUAAUUUCCAUUUUGCAUAAAAAAGAGGCAUACCAUAAUAAAAGUAUAAAUAUUUGAAUUUAGUCAGUGUAAGAGUAAAAUUUUUUUCUUGUCUAUUGUAUUUAUAUAUACCGAAUAUUAUAUAAUAUGCGUUUAACUAAUACUAAAACUAUCUUUAAAUCUAUAUAAUAUUUC